UUCGGGUCCAUCGGAGGCUGCGAGCAAGUUCAUUUCUGCAGGUUUGACUGAACUUCGACGACCCGCAUCUCCCGCCGCGUCCCCGGCUCCACCGCGCACGGACCAUGUUGAUGAAGGAGUACCGCAUCUGCAUGCCCCUCACCGUGGAGGAGUACCGGAUCGGCCAGCUGUACAUGAUCAGCAAACACAGUCACGAGCAGAGCGAGCGCGGCGAAGGCGUGGAGGUGGUGCAGAAUGAGCCCUACGACGACCCGGAGCACGGAUCGGGACAGUUCACCGAGAAACGCAUCUACCUCAACAACAAGCUUCCCAGUUGGGCCCGAGCCGUCGUCCCUAAAAUUUUCUAUGUCACAGAGAAGGCUUGGAAUUAUUAUCCGUACACCAUCACAGAGUACACGUGUUCCUUCCUGCCCAAGUUCUCCAUCCACAUAGAGAGCAAGUACGAGGACAACAAAGGGAGCAAUGACAACAUCUUUGGAAGUGAGCCCAGGGAAGAAGAGACAGAGGUGUGUUUCGUGGACAUCGCCUAUGACGACGUCUCCGAGCGGCACUACAAGGAGUCCGAGGAUCUUCGGUAUUUUAAGUCCAAGAAGACUGACCGAGGGCUCCUGCCGGAGGGAUGGAUCGACACCCAAGAUCCCAUCAUGUGCUCCUAUAAACUGGUCACUGUCAAGUUUGAAGUCUGGGGCCUGCAGACACGUGUGGAGCAGUUUGUGCACAAGGUCAUUCGAGAUGUUCUCCUUCUGGGACACAGGCAGGCCUUUGCAUGGGUGGAUGAGUGGAUUGACAUGACCAUGGAGGAGGUCAGAGAAUACGAGCGAGCCACACAGGAAGCCACUAAUCUGAAGAUUGGCACCUUCCCCCCUACCAUCUCCAUCUCCGAGACCCCGCUGCCGUCUAGCACCCGCAGCGGGCCCAACAGCGCCCCGUCCACCCCGCUCUCCACCGAAGCCCCCGAGUUCCUGUCGGUGCCAAAGGAGCGGCCCAGGAAGAAGUCCGCCCCGGAGACGCUGACCCUGCCCGACCCGGGCCGCCGGGACUCGCUCUUCAAGCUGCCCAGCUUCUUCUCCUGGAACUCCAGCCCGCAGCCAGAAUGAGAGCCAGCCUGCGCCGACGCCGGGAAACUCCCUCCAUGCGUGGAUCAGCGAAGGAUGCCUGCCCAGCACAUCCCACAAUGCCCCACCCUCCUCCCUCCCCCCGCCGUCAGCCAGCUGGAGUGAAGAAGACUUUACACUGUCCUGGUGGUCCCAGUCCCUCAGCAGACUCACCGGUGUUACAGCAGAAGCAAGCAGCUCUCAGGCUGCCCUCACAGGUUCAGGCCGCUCAGCCUGCUUUUCACAGCUACAGGUCCAGUGACGUGUGUAAGUAUAGAUAGUCCAAGCAAGAGUCCAAGCAAAGCCGUUUCAAGCUCCUCGUCUUCUUCUGCACCGAUCAGUACAGAGUCCAAGCAGCCUGACUGACUGUAGCAAACAUUCCUGACAAUGUUUCAGCCUCACCUUGUUUUCGUUCAAGCUCAGGGUGUGUUGACGAGACAUGUAGACAUCCAGCCACUGCACAUAAACCUUACAUGUACAGAAUUUCUUUGUUUCUCUUCUUUCUAAACAUCUCAGUCUCCGGCUUUGUUACUUGGAGCUCGUGGUUUGAUUUUAUGUGGUUGGGACUUUUCGAGAGAUUCUUAUUGAGCAACGUAACCGUCGAGUCUUCUGGAUUUUCACAGUCAGUUGUGAGGUGAUUGUGUCUUCUUGUAUAUACUGUUAUAUUUAACACACGAAAACGCCAGUACUUCUGAGAGAGAGUACCAUGUCCAGUGAUGAAGCUGCUAUGAAAUUUCUAUGACGUAUUUUACCAGCGAGGACUCGAUCGUCUAUGCUUGUUUAUACUGGGUUCUGUAAGCAUCGGUGUCUUCAUGUAGGAGCAUGACUUUGACUGUCCGACUUUUAAAUAUUGGUGCAAUGUUUUCUUUGUUAUCUCAGCCUCAUACUUGAUGUUGUGUUUUUCCACAGUUUCUACAGACUGUUUGCAUGGUGUCAUUUUGCUGCUAUGUUCACUUCAACCGUGUUCAUUUUCAGUCAGAACUAUUGUUGGGUUUUGUGUUCGGUAAAUAAAAUUGACUACUGGUGCAUCUGUAACUGUG
Messenger RNA from Salarias fasciatus (jewelled blenny), 2134 nucleotides. It is a transcript of the gene pitpnc1a, whose product is annotated as phosphatidylinositol transfer protein cytoplasmic 1a. The transcript has 9 exons. Gene Ontology annotation, biological process: phospholipid transport. The coding region runs from base 105 to 1097 and encodes 330 amino acids. Gene Ontology annotation, molecular function: phosphatidylinositol transfer activity; phosphatidylinositol binding. The record is from RefSeq and is a predicted model, not a curated record. Gene Ontology annotation, cellular component: cytoplasm. NCBI's taxonomy places the organism in Eukaryota, Metazoa, Chordata, Actinopteri, Blenniiformes, Blenniidae.